UCCUUUCCAGUCUCUCUGCGUUUCGGCCACGUCCGACGACUCCUUCCCUUUCCCCCUCUCUCUCAAGAAUAGGAACAGAGCGUCUCAAGAGUAGGAACAGAGCGCCCAUGGUCUCGAAAUCAAGCGACUCUGCAUCUAAACUCAGAGCGAGUGAUGCUUUUGGAACCUUAACUUGUAAGAUGCAUCAGCUGAUAAAGCAGAUUCAAGCAGACAGAGUUGUUUCAGUUAGAGAGAAACUUAAGGAGAACGGGAGGAAGCUAGAAGGUCGUGUUUCUCAGCUUUUGUUGGCGGUUACAUCAAGAAAUUGUGUAUCAGGUACGGAGAACAAUGGUUCAGGUAAAAUGCUUUCUUCAAGAGUUGAAAAUCCUCUCUGCAAGUUUAGUGGAAUUGCUCAAGGAUCAGCAUCUGGUGAUAAAGACUAUAUUAACAUUCAAGAAGUUGUAUUCUCACCAAGUGCCAAGCUUCCAUAUAUGGAGAAGAUACCUCCUUACACGACUUGGAUUUUUUUGGAUAGAAAUCAGAGAAUGGCUGAAGACCAGUCAGUGGUUGGGAGAAGACGUAUUUACUAUGAUCCUCAUGGCAGUGAAGCACUGAUCUGUAGUGACAGCGAGGAAGAGACUGUGGAACCAGAGGAAGAUAAACGUGAAUUUUCAGAGGGGGAAGAUUAUAUUUUAUGGACAGCGUUACAAGAGCAUGGGCUAGGUGAGGAAGUACUCAAUAUUGUGAGCCAAUUUGUUGGAGUUACACCUUCAGAAGUCCAGGAGCGCUACAACAUUCUCAAGAAAAAGAAUCCGGAGAAACUUGACCAAAACCUUAAAGGUUCUGGAGAGAUUGGGUCAGAGAGGAGCAUAUUUCUGGAGAAAAGCCUUAGUGCUGCCUUAGAUUCUUUUGAUAAUCUGUUUUGUCGUCGUUGUUUGGUCUUUGACUGUCGUCUGCAUGGCUGUUCUCAAAGUCUAAUUAAUCCUAGCGAAAAGCAGUCCUAUUCUUCUGAAUCCGAAGAGGAUGGGAAACCUUGCAGUGAUCAAUGUUAUCUUCGGUUAAGAGGUGCUAGAGACUUGCAAGAAGGUUCUACUAUUAGUGCCUUGUGUAGGAUUGAAUGUAAAACUUCAGAAGAGGAGAAUGGGACUUUGGUGUCCCCUAAUGCUAAACAGCCAGUUGAUAAUUUCAAAGAAGUGUCUUUUGACGGAUGCAUUGCUAAAGUACCCCAUUCAGAAAGUACCGGAAAGCACAGGGUUCCAAAACGAACAAAUACUGUGCCAGAAGACUCAACACUGGUUUCUGAUGACAUCCAGUGUUCUUCCAGUAAGAAACAGAAGAAAUUAUCAGAUUUGAAUUCACUUAGUCAGGCUAGUCAAGGCAUUAUAGCUUUGGAUAGUGAUUCUAGUCCCAAAAGCAGGGAAUUGGAAUUCGAGCCCAAUAAAAAUGAACCUGAUAUGAGCACCAAAGAUGCAAUAAAUAUAUUGACUGAAAAUGCUUCAGACAAGUUUAGUUGUCCUCUUAGUGUUUCCAAGGACGAGAUUGAGGACAAUAUCAGAGAUGCAGCAAAAGGCAUUAGCCACAUUGCUGAAGUUCCUGUUCUCAAACGGUCAUCUAAUUCCAUUGAAGGACAAGUAAAGGGGGUCUUAGGAAGUUGUGAGUGGAAACCUCUUGAGAAAGAUCUAUAUCUGAAGGGCAUAGAGAUAUUUGGGAGAAACAGUUGCCUCAUAGCCAGGAACUUACUUUCUGGCUUAAAGACUUGCAUAGAGGUAUCACGUUACAUGCUUGAUUAUGAAGCAUCGAUGCCUCAUGGAUCUAUUGUUAUACCAAGUUCAUUUUCAGAAGACAGUGGGAAAGCUGAUUCAGAUUAUGUGGAGCGAGAAAUACCCGCAAGAUCACGGUUACUUCGUAGAAGGGGCAGAACACGGAAGCUAAAAUAUUCUUGGAAGUCUGCUGGCCAUCCAGCAAUCUGGAAAAGAAUUGCAGAUGGGAAAAACCAGUCUUGUAAGCAAUAUAUUCCAUGCGGAUGUCAGUCUAUGUGUGGAAAGCAAUGCCCUUGUCUACAUAAUGGAACAUGCUGUGAAAAAUAUUGUGGGUGCUCCAAAAGCUGCAAAAACCGAUUCAGGGGAUGCCACUGUGCAAAGAGUCAAUGCAGAAGUCGACAAUGCCCAUGCUUUGCUGCUGGACGAGAAUGUGACCCAGAUGUUUGCCGGAAUUGCUGGGUUAGUUGUGGGGACGGUUCAUUUGGUGAGCCACCCAGACAAGGAGAUGGUCAAUGUGGAAACAUGAGACUUCUUCUAAGGCAACAACAAAGGAUCCUCUUGGCAAAAUCUGAUGUUGCUGGAUGGGGAGCCUUUUUAAAGAACCCUGUCAACAAAAAUGAUUAUCUUGGAGAGUAUACCGGUGAAUUGAUCUCACAUCGAGAAGCAGAUAAGCGUGGGAAAAUUUAUGAUCGUGCAAAUUCGUCAUUCCUUUUUGACUUGAACGAUCAGUAUGUCCUUGAUGCUUACCGGAAAGGAGACAAACUGAAAUUUGCAAACCACUCAUCAAACCCCAACUGUUAUGCAAAGGUAAUGCUGGUGGCCGGAGAUCAUCGAGUUGGCAUUUUUGCCAAGGAGCAUAUUGAAGCUAGUGAGGAACUCUUCUAUGAUUAUCGUUAUGGACCUGAUCAAGCACCUGCAUGGGCUCGAAAACCUGAGGGUUCCAAGGGAGAUGAUUUGUCAAUCUCUCAAGGUCGAGCAAAAAAACACCAAUCUCAUUAAAGAACCAUCUCUGCUGUCUUCAAUGUAUAUAGUUGUUUGCACGUUUGCCUGUUAAUUCCAGAUGUUUAUCUGUUAGGACCUAUUGACGGUUAUUUUUCUCGUUAGCCAACCCAUACAAAGUGCAUCAUAAAGGUAUGUAUACGAGCGUGCAUAGCUUAAAAUAUUGUUGAGGUCAAACCAAAAAAAUUGUUUGGCAAUAAUAGGCUAGAAAAUUGUCUAGCAACUCUCGAUAAUAUACACGAGAAAUAAGUGUGAUGCUGCUGGAGGGGCAUACAUCACAAUUAUAUUGUUAAUGACGGAAAUUUUUUUGUAAUACUAUUACAUUGUUUGCUAUUAUUUAUUAAAGUGUUGUAAUGAGAUAUAAGCUACAAUGCUUAACGGCGUAA
This is a messenger RNA of Cornus florida, 3124 nucleotides long. Its product is annotated as histone-lysine N-methyltransferase EZA1. Gene Ontology annotation, biological process: chromatin remodeling. Gene Ontology annotation, cellular component: PcG protein complex. The record is from RefSeq and is a predicted model, not a curated record. The coding region runs from base 108 to 2738 and encodes 876 amino acids. NCBI's taxonomy places the organism in Eukaryota, Viridiplantae, Streptophyta, Magnoliopsida, Cornales, Cornaceae. Gene Ontology annotation, molecular function: histone methyltransferase activity; protein binding. The transcript is spliced from 18 exons.